CAUAUAAUGGCCCAAUUCCAAAAUCCUCUCCAUUCCAUUCUUCCUUUUCUUCCCGCGAGGGUUUUUGACUUCUGAUUUCUGAAAACCUCCUUCACUUUACUUCCCGAGUUCUUCAGUUUUGAGUUAAACGGAAGAUGGAGUUUGAGAAGAGAAAGGCGGCGACUUUAUCUAUUUUCGGCUCAUCGGAAUCCGACAAAUCGCCGAAGGGUUCAAUAGACGCGCCGAUAAUUCCCCUCCUCGACGCUAUCAACGCCCACCCAUCUUACUACACAACCAGCUCAUGCUCCGGCCGAAUCUCCAUUCUCUCACAGCCGAAACCUUCCGCCGCCACCACCGCCAAGAAAAAGGCGGGUGGUGGGUCAUGGCUGUUUAUCACCCACGAAUCGGCUGACCAAGCAACGGUCAUCUCCCUUCUCUUCCCUCCAGAGCCGAUGCCAAAUCCGCCGCCGUCGCCGUACGAGCUAGUUCUUCGAUUUGAGCCGCUAAUCAUCGCCGUGGAGUGCAAAGACGUUGAUUCGGCGCAGUUCUUGGUUUCUCUGGCGAUAUCAUGUGGAUUCAGGGAGUCUGGGAUUACUAGUGCUAGUAAGAAGAGGGUGAUUGUUGGGAUUCGGUGUUCGAUUCGAAUGGAGGUUCCUUUGGGAGACAGUGACAACGUUUUGGUGUCUAGGAAUUAUGUGAAGUUUUUGAUUGGUGUGGCGAAUCAGAAGAUGGAAGCUAAUUGGAAGAGAACUCAAGGGUUUUUAGCUGCAUUGAAGGAGAAUGGGUUUAUGGGAGGGAAUGUUGAAGCUGAGAAUGGUGAGCUUGGUUUGGUAGAAGAUAAGCAAGAUGGAGCUUCCGAUGAUGUGGAAAGGAUUUCUUCUGAUAGCCGUACUGGGGUUCCGGAUCACAACCUAAAGGUCACCCAGUUCCCAAUUGUUGGAGAAUCUAUGGAGAAGCUUUUCCUUUGGGGUCACACUAGCUGCACAUUGGCUAAUCUUGUCCCUAGUUCUGUUCUGGUGUUUGGUGGUUUUGGCGGGAAGGGAAGACAUGCUAGAAGGAACGACUCAUUGCUUCUUGAUCCUUCGAGUGGAGCAUUGACAACGCUUGACUUUGGGUUUGGACCGUCUCCUCGAUUGGGACACACAGCUUCGGUGGUCGGUGAGUUGGUUUUCAUCGUUGGAGGAAGGACGGAUCCUUUGAACAUUCUGAACGAAGUUUGGGUUCUAGAUAUGCCAGGAAAGCAGUGGAGGCUGAUCGAAUGUAGUGGCAGCAGCUCGUUCCCUCCCAGGCAUCGACAUGCAGCUGCAGUUGUUGGUUCAAACAUAUACGUAUUCGGCGGCCUGAACAAUGACUUGAUCUUGUCAUCGCUCCAUGUCUUCAACACUACAAACCUUCAAUGGGAAGAGGUAGUAGCCAAUGGCGACCAACCAUGUCCACGUCAUUCUCACUCGAUGGUGGCCCAUGCGUCCAACCUAUUUAUGUUCGGAGGACACAAUGGGGACCAAGCCCUCGGAGAUCUCUACAGUCUUGACAUCAAUACCUACACAUGGAGAAAAGAAAAGACGUCCGGAAAAUCUCCAAGUGCAAGAUUCUCUCACUCGAUGUUUGUCUAUAAGAGGUUCAUUGGAAUAAUUGGAGGCUGCCCCGUGAACCAGCAUUUUCAAGACCUGGCAUUGUUGGACCUCGAGACUCAUGCAUGGACUCAUGUGAGACUUGAUUGCAUUGGCAAAGAGUUGCUCGUACGAAGCACGAGCAGCAUUGUAGAAGAUCAACUCUUUAUGAUUGGUGGUGGAGCAGCUUGUUAUGCAUUCGGGACAAAGUUCAGCGAGCCCUUGAAAAUCGACUUGCUUCCACUUUUGGAGAAAAAGCUUGAAUCUGCAAACAGUAAUGAUGUCGAUUGUCAGCGACCGUGGGUGUUGCAGCUUGAGAAGGAGAACGCGAAACAGGGGAAGGACAUACUGAAGAGAUUUGGGUGGUUAGAUAUUAGGAGAAAGGUUUAUUCGUUGGAUGAUGGACUUCACAUUUGUUUCCCAAUAACUGAAGAAUUUUCUGCCAUUUUCUCAGAUGGAGACAGAUCUCAGUUGAAUGAGGUUUCUUGUUCUGCAGCUUUCAGUCUGCUGAAGGAAUUUGGCGGUAGUAAAGUGGAGGACAAGGUUAUCGAGGUCAGAAGGGUUGCGAAAUCUCCAUUGCAGGUAAUGAAGGAAGCUGUAGCAGGAUUAAUUGAGGAGAAAAGCCUGUCUCAAGAACUGCUAGAUGAGCUUCCAAUUAGGUGGGAGCGGCUUGGGGAUAUUGUUGUACUUCCUGUUACCUCCUUCAAAGACCCAGCAUGGGAUUCAAUCGGACAUGAGCUUUGGCCAAUUAUUGCUACAUCACUUAGUGCCCGUCGCCUUGCACGUCAAGGUAGGGUGGCUUCAACUGGAACAAGAGACAGCACAUUGGAGUUGUUGGUGGGACACAAUGGUUGGGUCGAUCAUAGAGAGAACGGAAUCACAUACUCGUUCGAUGCAACAAAGUGCAUGUUCUCUUGGGGUAAUCUUUCUGAAAAGCUGCGUAUGGGUGGAAUGAACUGUGAAAAUGAAGUUGUGGUCGAUUUGUUUGCUGGGAUUGGAUAUUUUGUGUUGCCAUUCCUGCUCAGGGCCAAAGCAAAGCAGGUUUAUGCCUGUGAAUGGAAUCCCAACGCCAUCGAGGCACUCAAAAGGAAUCUCGAGCUUAACUCUGUCUCCAAUCGAUGUGUUGUCCUCGAAGGAGAUAAUCGGCUUACAGCACCCAAAGAAGUAGCUGAUCGAGUUUGCCUUGGUCUCAUUCCAACAAGUGAAGGCAGCUGGCUGACUGCAAUCAAUGCAUUGAAGAGGGAAGGGGGCGUUUUGCACGUUCAUGGGAACGUUAAGGACUCGGAAGAGGCAGCAUGGACCCAACACGUCGUGACAUCGUUGGAGAACAUGGCGAGAUCAGAAGGUCGGGUUUGGGAAGUGGUAGCAGAACACGUAGAGAGGGUAAAAUGGUAUGCUCCUCAUAUUCGCCAUGUUGUGGUAGACGUCAGGUGCCGACCUAUUCCUGGAUAGAGGCAGAGCCAUUCCUCUUGUUCCUGGUUUGGUUUGUCGGGAAGAACUCCUUGUGGGUCGGGCUGCAGGGAGAGAUUUUUUUCCGUACCGGGCUGAUUGCUCGGUCGGAGUUCUGGGCCUAACAUGGCCCAAUUCGGGGUUUUGGUUUUUGAGUGCUGGUUUAUGGCUUAAUGGUACUAACUAAUCCACCAAUUCUUGGUUAGUAAUUAGCCGAAGUGGCUCAAUCAAUGGCUUUGGAUAUUGUUGUGCCCUUGUUUAUCACCAAUCUGUGAAUUGUUGUGCUAAGUUCAACUGUAUUAGUGAAUAGUGAAUGAUGAUCUAUCUUGGUUCUUCAUGAUGAUGACCUUGACGU
Linum tenue is the source of this 3393-nucleotide messenger RNA. The record is from the annotation of a GenBank genome assembly. NCBI's taxonomy places the organism in Eukaryota, Viridiplantae, Streptophyta, Magnoliopsida, Malpighiales, Linaceae.